GCACCUACAGACGUCAACGCCCGACCUUCUGCAGCAUAACUUAUACAAUAUACGAUAUCAAGCAAAGCAGAAAUCUUUCUUACAGUAGGGUUAGAGUAGACAUAUUGCACAACCUUCCUUCUCUGAGCCGCAACCUACCAGCCUACGGCCACGAGCGUUCAGAUCUCGACAACCGAUAUCAUACAAAACUCUUCAACAUGGUGUACCUUAAGACAAGCCAGGAAUGGCUCGACCAUUCCAUGGCACUCCUGGAAGCCCGCCCCUUAACCACAAGAAUCACCACAUCAUACAAGAUCACACCUGGUCCAACACGACCUGAUGCCGACGGCGACACAGUGACCAAGCCCUCGCGUGGCUCCCUAGUACUCAAGACAUUCGAUCCUAUCAGCGGAGUCGUCAUCAAGUACCGUACCACAAAGGCCCAGGAGGUUACUCGUCUCAUUCAUGCCUCGCUGGGUCGUUUGGGGAGAAGUCAGGCUGCUGUACCGGAUGUGCCUGAGGUGACGAUGGCAGACGCCGAGGGUGUAGAGGAGCCACAGGCUGCCACGUCCACACCGCAGGCGGCACAAGGGGGUGGCGGUGGGAAGAAGAAGAAGAAGGGCAAGAAAUAGGACAGUGAGAAGCUGAUGGUGAUUUUGUUCAGAGGAAUUUAGCGGGGAGAAUAUCCGUGGUGGCCGACAUGCUUGCUGUAUAUGAGGUCUUGAAUUUUGACGGCAUUGUCCUGAGAUACCAUAACUUGGGUUCAACAUCAGAAAUCCACGCUACAAAUAUCAACAAAAAGAAUUAAAAUUGUGUUUGGA
Molecule: messenger RNA, 800 nt
Organism: Fusarium graminearum PH-1
Lineage: Eukaryota; Fungi; Ascomycota; Sordariomycetes; Hypocreales; Nectriaceae
Exons: 2
Coding region: 198-611 (137 amino acids)
Biological process (GO): SRP-dependent cotranslational protein targeting to membrane
Cellular component (GO): signal recognition particle, endoplasmic reticulum targeting
Source: RefSeq, a predicted model, not a curated record